Lates calcarifer (barramundi perch) is the source of this 1171-nucleotide messenger RNA. It is a transcript of the gene znf511, whose product is annotated as zinc finger protein 511. Bases 166 to 1044 code for a protein of 292 amino acids. The record is from RefSeq and is a predicted model, not a curated record. NCBI's taxonomy places the organism in Eukaryota, Metazoa, Chordata, Actinopteri, Centropomidae. The transcript has 6 exons.
GACAACCGCCAAACGAAAAAAAAAAAAAAAAAAAAAAAAAAAAAAAAAAAACGAAUAAAAGACGUCGUCAUUCUGCGACAACUACAACCAAAACAGAAGAUACUGCUGUCGCGGUAGCUUGUUUUUUUUUUUUUUUUUGGAUAGAGGAUAGAGUUUCAGUCAUGAAUGUAUUGUGGUUUCAGUGAAGAGUAUAUGAAAUCGUCUGGAAACACGGAGGAGCAGGAGCCGAGGCACGGUGAGCUCCCGUUCAGCUUCACCCCGCAGUGUGUCCACCUGCACAGGGACCAUGAGCUGUUCGAGGAUGGGGACAUCCACAGACACAUGUAUCUGCAAGACCUCUAUACCUCGGAGGUAGACGACAAACCGACACUCAGUGUAUCAGAGUUUGCCUGUCACAUCUCUGGCUGCAGUGCAGUCUUCAGUGCAUUGGAGGAGUAUGAACACCACUACAACUCCCUGCACAGGCAUGUUUGCUGCUCCUGCCGUCGCUCCCUGCCAAGUGCCCGGCUCUUGGACAUUCACAUUCAGGAGUGGCACGACUCUCUCUUCACUAUCCUCGCCCAGAGGCAAGACAUGUACCAGUGUUUGGUGGAGGGCUGUGGGCAGAAGUUCAGGACAAGUAAACACAGGAAGGACCACCUAAUAAGAAUUCACAAGUAUCCUCCAGACUUCAGAUUCGACAAAACCAAAAAGGACAAAGGAAUCAGAGAGACCAAGAGACUGCAGCAGAAAGACACAAACAUGGAGGUAGUAGAUGAUGUGUGUGAGUCUGAGGGUGUGUGUGAGGUUAUGUGUGGUGUGUUGUCUGACCAACCUGAGCAAGGGGAAUCCAUGGAGACACAUGUAUCUGAGGAAGAAGCUGCUUGCAUGGCAAAGCCUGCUGCUACUGAGGAGCACGCCGGUCUUUCUGCUGCAGUUCACGGCAAUGAGUGCUCCAGCACAGAGACACUAAAGCCACGCUACUCCUACAGGGUCCCUUCGACCGUGUGCUUCGGUCAUGGCUCCAUCCGAGGCUUCAGAGGACGACGAGGAAGGAGGAAAUGAGACACCAGUAUUGCACCUUCUGUUUUUCCUUUUUAAAAUGUCUUGUAACUGAAUAUAUUUACUGUCACGUGUCUUGAACUUAAAAUAAAAUGGCUUUUAUAUAAAAAAGUGACUUGCAUAAGCGUUU